Copidosoma floridanum is the source of this 2684-nucleotide messenger RNA. RefSeq names its product arylsulfatase B. Lineage: Eukaryota; Metazoa; Arthropoda; Insecta; Hymenoptera; Encyrtidae. Gene Ontology annotation, molecular function: sulfuric ester hydrolase activity. The record is from RefSeq and is a predicted model, not a curated record.
CCGUCGAAUCUCGAACAAACGAACGAAUUCAAUGCUCAUUGUUUCCAAAGCGUGGAUGGCCAUCACGGACAUGGGGUUGAAAACACAUCGGCUACUGGUGCCCCUGGUCCUCCUCUUGGCCGCGGUGAGGUCGGUGCCCCGUAAGCCGUACUCGCUGCCCUUCGCCAACGGGUUGGCGGUCAGCAGCUCAUCCUCCUCGUCAUCACCGCCAGACCCCGGUCCGCCCAACAUAGUGAUGAUCCUGGCGGACGACAUGGGCUGGAACGACGUGAGCUACCACGGCAGCGACCAGAUCCCCACGCCCAACAUCGACGCCCUGGCCUACAACGGCGUCAUCCUCAACAGCCACUACGUCUCCGCCAUGUGCACCCCGAGCCGGUCGGCCCUGCUCACCGGCAAGUAUCCCAUUCACACGGGCAUGCAGCACCUCGUGAUACUCGAGGCCGAGCCCCGGGGACUGCCCCUCCACGAGAAGCUACUCCCGCAGUACCUGAAGGAAGCCGGCUACUCGACCCACGCGAUCGGCAAGUGGCACCAGGGCUUCCACCGGCGCGAGUACACGCCGACCUACCGCGGCUUCGACACGCACUUUGGGUACUGGAACGGCUACCAGGACUACUACGACCACGAGGUGGUGUCAUCGGUCGGGGGUGAGCCGUACCGGGGCUACGACAUGCGUCGCAACAUGAGCGUGGCCCACGACGCCCGGGGCAAGUACUCGACGGACCUGUUCACCGCCGAGGCCGUCAAGCUCAUCGACGAGCACGACGCGGCCGGGGGCCCGAUGUUCCUGUACUUGGCCCACCUGGCGCCCCACAGCGGCACCGACCGCGAGCCCCUCCAGGCCCCUGACGACGUCGUCGCCCGGUUCUCGUACAUCCGGGACCCCGAGAGGAGGAUCUACGCCGCGAUGAUGGCCAAACUCGACGAGAGCGUCGGCGAGGUCGUCGCGGCUCUUAGGCGCAACUCCAUGCUGCAAAACAGCGUUGUUGUGUUCAUGGCGGACAACGGGGCAGCCACGCAGGGCAUCCACUACAACCGGGGCAGCAAUUACCCGCUCAGAGGGAUAAAAGCCAGCGCGUGGGAGGGGGCGGUGCGGGGUGCAGCGGCGGUAUGGAGUCCGCUGAUUCGUCGGCCGAAGCGCGUCUCGAACGACCUAAUGUACAUCGCCGAUUGGCUGCCUACCCUCCUGUCGGCGGCUGGGCUGCGCUCCAACGUACCCCCCGGUAAGAUAGACGGCGUCAACAUGUGGCCGGCGAUAACCGGCGAGUCCCCGGCCGCCGGCAACGCCAGAGCCGAGGUCCUCGUCAACAUCGACCCUAUUUUCAACUACUCGGCAAUAAGGAGAGGCGAUUUCAAGUACAUCCUGGGCACGGUGGGCAACGGGGAGGACUGGUACGGCGAGACCGGUAGGACCGAGGACGCAGAGCAGGAGGGCAGGAGCCCCGCCUACGACCCGGAGACUGUGCUCAUGAGCAAGGCCGGCACCGCCAUUUCUGGCUUGCUCACCGCCAAGCAGGUGACGGAGAUUCGAGCGGUGAGGAGCCACACGUACGAGAGAGUGAGAGAGGACGCUAUUACAACAGCUAAACUGCUGACGGCCGACGAGUUGCUAAAGUUGAGAUCUACCGCCAGUAUACGCUGCACAGUGCCUGAAUCGGAUAGAAUAGCCUGCAAUCCGCGCCAAGCUCCCUGCCUCUUCAACAUCAAGGAAGACCCGUGCGAGCAGCGCAACCUCGCCGACCAGCGCCCAAUGAUACUGGCCACUCUCGAGGAAGCCCUGCUCAAGUACCGGGUGACGGCCGUGCCGCCGAGCAACGUGCCGAACGACCCGCGCGCCGACCCCGCCCUCUGGAACAGCACUUGGGUCAAUUGGCUGGACGACGAUCCGCUCGAGUUUCUGGUCGACGACGUCAGCAAGGACAAAAUCGACGACCCGGGCGCCCGGCUUCCCGGCUCCAUGAUUGCCCUGAUCGCCGUACUCCUCGGGCUCGCGCUCGUGGCGAUCCUCGCGCUCAUCGGCAUCAGGUGCAGCAAGCGCUACGACCACGCGCUCAAGAAGAAGCAGCAGCAGCAGCCGGGCUACCGCAACUCCAAGCAUUUUCAAGAGGUGGUGCAGCAACCGGGCGAGAUGACGGCGGUGCUGGAUCAAGCCCAUCACCACGAGGAGGGCAAUCACGCGGGGGCGAAGGUGCUGGACGCAAGGGAGAUCAUGCCGUCGCUGAAGAGCCUGGCGAGGAGCGUCGAGUGACGAGCGAGAGGAGCGAGAAAGAAGCCAACCGUUGAAAUCACCUGGAAACAACUCAAUGACUAUCAUUCUAUAGGGACUAACCGCGUUGCUGUCUUUAUUGUUUGUAUACCUGUGUGUCCUGAUCCUUUUUUUUUUAUAUGAGAUUUUCCAGCUGAGAACUCUUUACUCGAGAGCAUUAGUUAGUAUUAUGUUUCACUCCAAGUUAGCGUUUUUCAUUAGUUAUCCAUGUACUUGUGGUAUCACCGAAUUUUUACGCUUUUAUAACUUUACAAAGAUAUGCAUGAUUGAGUACUAAUUGAAAGUAUGUUGUGUGGUUGUUUGAAUCUCGCUCUACCUUAAAAAACAAUUGUAUUGAAUUCAUUUCCAACGGUAUACUUUUAAAUGUACACUGUUACUGCAAGUGAAUUAAAAAAAAAAAAAAAAAAAAAAAAAA